CCAUGAGAAGGAAGCCAGUGCUGCAGUCCUUCAGGAGCCUGGGGCGGGGGGUGUCUCUGCAGCCUCUCCCUCCUCUCCCUUUGAGGAGCUUGAUUGAGAAAGAUCUUCCUGGAUUAGGCUGUGGGCCCUCCUCCAGCCCCCAGCCCCACCCCACAGGCCUCUCAGUGGAACGGCCCAGCCUGAGCCUGUGGGCAUGGUGGGGCACCUCCCAGAGCAACCAGCAGCCUCCCCGGGGGGCCCCUCCCUGCCGGCCUCAAUGAGCCCUCUAUUCGGCCUGAGAGGCACACUGACUGGCCAGCCCCUCCCUCUGCACUUGGUAGGGGCUGUCCUGAGAGUGUCUUCGGGAGAGGACUCAGGGGAAGUGUAGAUUUGUUCAGGAGCUGUCAUGAGGCCACUGCAGUGGUCUGGGAACAGGAUUCUCUGUCUUCUCACUCUUUCUCAUCCAAAUUUCUCAUCUGCUCACAGAAGGCACUGUGACGUCACAGGGUGGUGGAGGAAAUCCCGUGCGUGCGAGUAUACUUUGUGCCACCAUAUGAUCUGAUCGUUUGAUACCUUCUGUUAGCUGAAAGUCUCCUAUCUUCCCCCUAAAGAUGUUCACCAAAUGUCCCGCCUGCCCUUCAGUCUGAUGCCCGUCCAGCCCUCCGACCCCCUGGAAUGGAAUGAGUCUAUGCACUCCCUCCGGAUCAGCGUGGGGGGCCUUCCCGUGCUGGCGUCCAUGACCAAGGCCGCAGACCCCCGCUUCCGCCCCCGCUGGAAGGUGAUCCUGCCAUCCUUCCUGGGUGCCGCCGUCCUCUGGCUGCUCUAUGCCCACCGCCCUCCUCCUGGCCGGCCCCCCGUGCCCAAUGCCCACAACUGGAGGCUCGGCCAGGCAUCCGCUGACCGGUACAAUGACACCUACCCCCUAUCAGCCCCCCAGAGGACACCGGGCGGGACUCGGUACAGAAUCGCUGUCAUUGCCGACCUGGACACGGAGUCAAGGGCCCAGGAGGAAAACACCUGGGUCAGUUACCUGAAGAAGGGCUAUCUGACCCUGUCAGACAGUGGGGACAGGGUGGCCGUGGAGUGGGACCAAGGCCGCGAGGUCCUGGAGUCCCACCUGGCGGAAAAGGGGCGGGGCAUGGAGCUGUCGGAUCUGAUUGUCUUCAAUGGGAAGCUCUACUCCGUGGAUGACCGGACAGGUGUUGUCUACCAGAUCGAAGGCUCCAAGGCCGUGCCCUGGGUGAUCCUGUCCGACGGCGACGGAACCGUGGGGAAAGGCUUCAAAGCUGAGUGGCUGGCUGUGAAGGACGAGCAUCUGUAUGUGGGCGGCCUGGGCAAGGAAUGGACCACCGCCACGGGGGAGGUGCUGAACGAGAACCCGGAGUGGGUGAAGGUGGUGGGCUGCAGGGGCAGCGUGGACCACGAGAACUGGGUGUCCAGCUACAACGCCCUGCGGGCUGCUGCUGGGAUCCGGCCGCCAGGCUACCUCAUCCACGAGUCUGCCUGCUGGAGCGACACACUGCAGCGCUGGUUCUUCCUGCCGCGCCGCGCCAGCCAUGAGCGCUACAGUGAGGAGGAUGACGAGCGCAGGGGCACCAACCUGCUGCUGAGUGCUGCGCAGGACUUCGGCGACAUCUCCGUCAGCCACGUGGGGGAGGUGGUCCCCACGCACGGCUUCUCCUCCUUCAAGUUCAUCCCCAACACCGAUGACCAGAUCAUCGUGGCCCUCAAGUCCGAGGAGGACAGCGGCCAGAUCGCCACCUAUAUCAUGGCCUUCACGCUCGACGGACGCUUCCUCCUGCCCGAGACCAAGAUUGGGAGUGUGAAGUAUGAGGGCAUAGAGUUCAUUUAAACUGGGAAAAAUCAAGACGACGAACAAGGCUGGGGGGUGGACAGUUUUAAGCUACGUCAGGACUCAAAUUUUAUAAAACCCCGAGGACUGCACUUUUAUGUGAUGUUUAGUUUUGCUUUUUUAUUUUUUUCCUCGGAACUCUGAGGUGUAUACCUGGUUUAGAGAUUUCCAGAAUUGGGAGCUCAGUCCCAGCCUGAGGUGUGGCUUCUCAGAGGGGAAGGGGCGGGGGUCUUGGGACUGCAGGCCGGACAUUUCCCUGCACUGCCAUCUGGUGGUAUAAUCUAGUCAUUGCAGGCAUCUUAAUUUGGGGCCCAUCCUCUGAUUCAGCCCUUUCUUCCAUCCGACCUACCUUUCUUUUCUCUCCAUUUCUUCUUUUGUUCAAUAAAUAUUUCUUGAGCUCCUACUGUGUGUCAAGCACUGUGCCCCUUCUGCGAACACAGCAGUGAGUCUGAAGCAGGCCUGCCAGUUAGGUGCUCCUGGGCUGCCCCCUUCUCUUCCUUCCUCGUGAGCCCCGGGCAUUAAAUCCACCCCUCCAGACCCCUGGAAAAGAACCUGUUUACGCUACAGGACAUCACAGGGCCGUGAGAGCGAGGGCAGGCCUCCGGGAACGCCGCAGGUGCCCAAAGUGCUGCAAGAGGGGACGCAGGCCCACCAUCUACGCCCCCAUCAAACUUCUCCAUUCAAGUGACCGACCCCGUUUUCUGCCUUCAGGAAAAUUCUGCGGCUGUGUAGCACUUUGAAGUUUUAUUAUUAACUUAUAUUAAUUAAAGUAAUUUCCUUUGUUAUAAAAUGGAAUUGGCAAAUCUUAUCAGAACAAAGUCUUGUAGUUAAUAAAUUCAAUCCCAGCAGUGAAGGAAAUGGUAAUUAAGCAGUUACAGUUGGUCAGGCAAGUUUUCAACCCUUUCUAAGUCCUUGGUCAAAGGAUACAAAGAUAAGGAUAAGGAUACAUUGCUGUUUUCUAGCAAUUAUCAGAAAUUGCCUUUCCUUGGAAGACUUGCAUGAAUAACUUGAAUUUGUAUUUCCUGAGUCAAGUGGGGCCCUGGGUUCUGGCGAGCCUACACCCUGCCCCAGGCACUGGGGCUCCCUUACCCUGGAGGCUGUGGACGAGGCCUGCCUGGCCCUGUGGUUUCUGUCCUAGCCUUUUAUUUCUCCUCAGCCUCUUCUUCCUGGAAACUCUUCACAGAAACCUUGGUGUGUCUCAGUACCUGUGGCCUUUUCUCCACGCUCCAGGGUAAAGGCAGAGGGUUUGGGACAGAGGUCAGCCAGGACCAGAGCCUAGAAGGGCCGUUGCCAUCAGCCCACGGCGCCCCCUCGCCCAGAAGCUACCUCACCCCUCAGGAGGAUGUAGGGUUCGUGAUGGCUGGGAAGGGCUGUGUUGUAGGCCCUGGCUGCUACUGUGUGGACCCCCUGUCUCGCAGACUUUUCCCGCUUUGAAACUUUAAUACAGAUGCUAGGAGGGAACCCAGGAAGGAUCCCUCAUUCUUGUGCUGGUUGUCUGUUUCUUCCACUGUAAAACAAACAGCAAAAGAACAGAAAACAAACCUUUGAACGUGACAUGUUUCUCUGGAACUCAGCUCCCAUUGGACACAGUCUGAAGGCCCAAGUCUUUUCUGACUUUGCCCAGCUGGGCUCCCUGACACGCCUCCUUGAUAAACAUCCAUGAAUGACAUCAGGGCUGUGUGAUAUUAAAAAUACAAAGAUGGAAUUAGGAAGAUUGGAGGACUGGGGACAGUCACUGAGUUGAGAUCCAAGACUCAGGUGCCCAGAAGCACCAUUUUCACACAGUGAUUUUCAAAUAUUUUAAAGCUAGCCUUUCCCCCCUGUAUUCGCUGCUGUAAGCAUAAUGAUUGUGUUCCUUCCUACUGGAGCCAUUGUUUUGGAAACAAUAAAGUGUAUUCUCUUUGUC
Aethalodelphis obliquidens (Pacific white-sided dolphin) is the source of this 3737-nucleotide messenger RNA. RefSeq names its product soluble calcium-activated nucleotidase 1. Gene Ontology annotation, biological process: proteoglycan biosynthetic process. The record is from RefSeq and is a predicted model, not a curated record. The coding region runs from base 602 to 1831 and encodes 409 amino acids. Gene Ontology annotation, molecular function: UDP phosphatase activity; GDP phosphatase activity; calcium ion binding. Lineage: Eukaryota; Metazoa; Chordata; Mammalia; Artiodactyla; Delphinidae. The transcript has 4 exons. Gene Ontology annotation, cellular component: membrane; extracellular matrix.